AUGGCGUGUAGCCGGGCCAUGCUCCGACUUUGCUGCCUGGGACUGGGACUCAUGAGUUUCGCGGCCUGGGAUGCCGACUUCCUCGUCUCUCGGCCCUCGGCGUUUCCGGCGCCUGGAGCUGCCGGCGAGGGCCGCGUUUGCAGGAAACCUGGGGCCCUUCGAAGGGCCUUUCCCCUAGAGAAGCUGGUUUCGGCGAAGAAGCGCAAGCGACUUGCAUCACUGGGUACAUCCAGUGUAUUGAGCUACCUGCUUCUUAAGUUCCUGAAGCACGCCAUCAUCAACGCGGUGGCUUGGUAUCUGACGGCGAAGAGGUUGGGCGUGUCGCCCUUGCAGAAGUGGCCAACCUUCUUGGCCACCUAUGCAGCCGUCUAUGUCGCCAGCACGCCGCUGCAGCCCGCGAAGUGGGCCGUAAUCGUGGCGAUGAGCCCGGUCUUGGAUCGCACGAUGGAGAAGAUCUCUGACCGAAUGGGCUGGUCCAAACAAACGACAGCAGGGGCGAUCCUGCUGGGUAUUUCUGCGCUGGGUGCCAGCGUGUGGAUGCUGGGCGUCCUGGUCGCCGGAAGCUUGGCGCGAGUGAGCAUCUGGUAA
Messenger RNA from Symbiodinium sp. CCMP2592, 588 nucleotides. The record is from the annotation of a GenBank genome assembly. NCBI's taxonomy places the organism in Eukaryota, Dinophyceae, Suessiales, Symbiodiniaceae.